Messenger RNA from Neoarthrinium moseri, 2739 nucleotides. RefSeq lists its product as uncharacterized. Gene Ontology annotation, cellular component: cytoplasm; exocyst. Gene Ontology annotation, molecular function: protein binding. Lineage: Eukaryota; Fungi; Ascomycota; Sordariomycetes; Amphisphaeriales; Apiosporaceae. The record is from RefSeq and is a predicted model, not a curated record. Gene Ontology annotation, biological process: exocytosis; Golgi to plasma membrane transport. The coding region runs from base 1 to 2739 and encodes 912 amino acids. The transcript has 2 exons.
AUGUCCAACUUCAAACGAGCUCCGCAACCUGGCCACGCCAUGGCUCCGAGAGGCGGCAUCUUGAGUGUGCUGCAGGCAACGACGAUGCUCGACUCGAAGCCUGUCCUACCGGCCGAGAUCAUCGCAACUAUCUUGGACUACCUGCCGGUUUCCGAUCUUAUUCGCUUCGCGAGAACCUCACGACGCAUGCGCGAAAUGGUCUACGACGAUACGAGAUGGGUACCGCGACUGCAAAGCAUGGGAGUUUGGAACGAAGCCGAGGCGAGGCAAAGAUUCGAAGAUGCAAUGAAGCGCAAACGUGAGGCGGCCGAGCGUGGAGCAGCGAGCAGCGGUCCAAGUCCAAUCACUCCGAGAGUGACAAACACCACCAUAUUUGAUGCUGCGCUGGAAGAGGAGCGGCAGCAGAAGCCUGUGCAACAAAGCCCACAAGCUCCAGAAGUAAGGGUGGACGGCUUCGAAACGCUUACCUUGAACUCGUCCCAGUCCAAGUCGCCUUACGAAGACCCCGAAACCCUUUUAGAUGUUUUGAAGACCGUCAAGAGCAUACGUGGUCAUGCACGGCCUGAGUAUGGCAAGGUAUAUGGAGCUCUGGCCCCCUUCUACUUUGACUUGGUGGAGGCAAAGAGUCAUGUCGAUCCUGUUGUGUUCCGAGUAUUUCGGGAUCCGGACCAACAGGCUCGAAUGUUGAACAACUUGUUCACCUUUUCCAAGAGUGAUUGGGCUCAAGGAUGGGCGCAAAGAGAAGAAAAGCUGUCAACUAUGGCAAGCGUGUUCGAAACGGCCGUGUUGCGCGAAUUCGAGCAAGGCUAUGAGUUCUGGGACGUCGACGGGCGAAUGAAAAAGUAUGCUCAUGUUCUGCAUGCUCUGAAUGGCGGGAGCGCGGCAAUGGACCUGUUCAUCUCAAAACACCCCUUGUUGGACGAUCGCGAUGUCUUGGCCAACUCUACGGAUUGCGUCAACCAAGCUUCGUGGGAAAAUAUUACCCUUGAGCCCUCGCGUAUGUUUUUUGAAACACUGGCUAAGAAGGCAAACGAGCAGUCCUCGGUUAUAGCCCGGAUUUUCCCCAAUGCAGCAACAGUCUUCUGGGCGCUUCUGGACAAGCUGCAAGAAGAUGUCAUUACGGAUUAUGUCACCUCGCUCCUUGAUGAGUUACACAGACGGAACAAGGCCUCAUACCUGAAGGCUGUCUCUGGGCUCUUUGAGCAAUGUCUUGCCUUUGCGCGAUCCUUACAUCCGCCAUCAGGCUCUGCAGAGGAGCUAGAAGAGCAUGCAAGACUGAUCGCCCUGCAUGUUUUUGAGCAGCAUCUAGAUUUGUACUUGCAGGAUGAACUGGACUUCUUCACACAGCAUGCGGAGCGAGAGGUCACAAACUGGGCUCAGCGCCUGUCUGAGCAGGAUCUGACUGCCGAGUCAUUCUAUAUGAGCAACUUCAAUCGGAGGGCAGACAAGAAUGACUUCUUGAGUUCUUUCAAGAAAGUCGUCAUGAUGCCCGUGACGGUGCUGCCUUUCGGCGGUGCUGCAGCGAAGCCUGCUGCAACGCCAGCAACUAAUAGAAUGAGUCUCCAGCCAAAUGGAGUACCAACACCCUCUACCUCCCGACCGCAUACGCCUGGCCUCGGAAACCCGCUGGAGAGGAAAGAGAGCCCUCUUCCAUCAGAAGCGCCAACCGACGAGCUGAAAGCAAAGGCAGCGCUCAUGGCAAGCAGAUUGGAAGGUAUUAAAACCCUCUGCAGCAUCGAGGUAGCUCUCGAUUUAGUGGCACAGGCCAAGACGAGUCUGGGUCGAGUCGCUAUGUUUGUGCGGCUCGGCGGACAAGCUGGUGGGGAGGCACGAGAGCAGUGUGAGGCUAUUUUCAUUUCCCUGUUGAAAACUCUCGGUCACAUCCAUGUGAAGGAAGGCUUUGUCAAAGCCGUUGACCACCUGUCUCUGUACAACCCUAGGGAGGUUAGCGACCACAGCCAAACGGGGGUCGCGCCACUGGUUACUUUCAUCGAGCUCGUCAAUGUGGGAGAUCUCAUCUCACAGAUGAUUGAUGUCUUUUACGAACAGCAGCUAGCGGCACCAAAGAUCGCAGAUCGGAACGACUUUCUCGAUCCUGCAGGUCUCGCCAAGAAAAAAUUCGAACAGAUGCUGGAUGAGAGCGUUGCAGCGGGUCUCAACAAAGGUAUUGACGUGCUCAUGGACGAAGUAGAAUAUCUCUGCGCCACUACACAACUGCCGACCGACUACAAUCCACCUCCGCCAUCAGAGGAAAAAGGAGCCUCCCAGGACUUUGACAUCGGGCCCUCGCAGACUGCGAAACGGAUCAAGGAUCUUGUCUCAUCCCAUACGAACAUGCUCAUUGGUAGUACCGAAAAGACCAUGCUCGACGUUUUCAAUGGCGAGGUUGGGCUCCGCUUAUUUACAGCCAUAUGCAAACACUUGAAGCGGCAACGCAUCAGCACGGAGGGAGCCAUAAAACUAAUUGCUGACAUGAACUUGUACUUCGAUUAUAUCCGCACCCUGAGAAACCAAGAUCUCCUGGCGUAUUUCAAGGCUCUCCGGGAGCUGAGUCAAAUCUACCUAAUCGACGCGAAACAUGCAAAGGAGAUGGCUACUGUCAUUGCAGACGGAGAUCGGUUCGGCGGUGUCUUCAGGGCCGAAGAGGUCUAUGAAUACGCCCAGCGAAGGGCGGAUUGGUACCAAGUGAAGCGCAACGUCGAGAGGGCUAUGUAUGGCAUGGAUUGUAGUGUCAUGUGA